Messenger RNA from Caenorhabditis angaria, 4797 nucleotides. NCBI's taxonomy places the organism in Eukaryota, Metazoa, Nematoda, Chromadorea, Rhabditida, Rhabditidae. The record is from the annotation of a GenBank genome assembly.
AUGGCAGACGACUCGUCAGACAAUACAGAAACACCUUCAGCCGCUCCAACUAUUGAGGAUAAUGAUGUUGAUGAUGUAAAGGGUAAUCCAUGGGAUUCUCCACCACAGGUAAAUCAUUUCUUUUUUUUGAAAAAAAUUCCUCAAAAAUACUUUUUCAGAGUCCAGUAAAUGGUGUUGUACAGCCUCGAAUUCAUGCACCAGCCGAUAAACCAACAAAACAUACAAAUCAAUUGGAAUACCUUUUGAAUGUUAUACUCAAGGAUACCUGGAAGAAAAAUAUUUCGUGGCCUUUUAGAGCUCCUGUUGAUGCAGUUGCUCUUCAAAUUCCGGUGAGUUUGAGAAUUUUUACUUUAAGUUCCCCAAAAUUGGCGUGAGACCCUUAGCGCCUCAAAAAAGGGAGUUAGAGUAACUCAGGAGUGAUAUUUUUCUCACGAAAUUAAUUUUAUACAAAAAUAUUAUUCCAGGAGUACCACAAAGUCAUCAAGAAGCCGAUGGAUCUUGCCACAAUUAUGACUCGCGUCAAAAACACUUAUUAUUGUAAUGCACAGGAGGCCGUUGAGGUAAGAUUCUAUUUCACUUUCCAAAUCGAACCUCUUUUUCAAAUGUAUAAUUCAGGAUCUCAUGCGAAUGUUCAACAAUUGCUACACCUUCAAUCCACCACAUUUUGGAGUUUAUGGAAUGGCCAAACAACUUGAAGAAUAUGUUUUGAAACGAUUGAAUGAGCUGCCUGCAGUUGUAAGUUUUUUAUUUGUUGCAGAAAAAAAAUCAAUCAAUAUUGUGUUUUGUAGGAAGAAGAGAUGAUCAAAACAGCUGCAAAACGUGGCCCAAAAGGGAAGAAAAAUAAGAACAUCAAUAACGAUCCGAAUAAGGUUAAAGACGAAGAGCUUACACCAGAAGAUAAACAUGUGAUUGACCAUUUUCAUCGGGCAACUAGAGCCAGUAAGUUCUCACGAGAAUUUUUGGUUUUCCCGAUGUUGUUAUUCCUCUUGUUGUGACUGUAAAUCUGUUUUGUUUUUCCAGUGUCUUCACUUCCCGAUGAGAAAAAUAUCAAACCAACUGAUUUGAUCAAAGGUAUACAUUUUUUCCUGAUUUUUAUCCAAUGUAGUUUCAUUGUGAAUUUGAUUUUGUUUAUUUUUGAAUGAAUUUCAAAAUUGAAACCAAAAUUCAAUAAUGAAAAUCCAUGUUUUCAGAUUCGCCAAGCCGUGAAUCUUCGGUUGUCUCAAUUCAGCAAAAAGAUGCGGAUAGCUCGAUUAUUGAUGGGCAAGAAGAUAAUGAACCAUUGGCUUCAACAUCUUCAAGCAUUCCGGAAACUGUCGCGACUUCUUCAAAAGUUGGAGUCAAACGCAAGGCUGAUACAACAACAUUUGAUGAUGAAACUUCGGCAGCAAAGGUGAGCUUGGAUCUUGGCUUUCCAAGAUUUUUGAAGAUUCAUAGGUUUUUUUCAGCCGCUGAAUAAGAUCUUAUUUUUACCCCCUCACUGAUAAGAAUUUUGUAAUAUCGGUUCUAGAACUCUUUGUGAUCGCAAGAGCCCCAAAAUCAAUAGAAUUUAUCCACCUAAAAACACAACCUCACGAAAAUCCCCAAACUCCAAUCAAUAUUUCUUAUUUCAGAUCAAUUCACGCCGCGAAUCAUCACGUCCAGUCAAAAAACCCAACCUAUUCCUCGACUACAACACUCCAAUGACACCAAUCCCCCAAAGAAAAACCAAGUCAUCAGAAGCGAUGAAGUUUUGUCAAAAAUUGCUCACCGAAUUGCACUCGCGUAAAUAUAUCGGUUUCAUGUGGCCAUUCUACAAACCGGUUGAUGUUGUCGGAUUAGGUUUGAAUGACUAUUUCGAAAUCAUCACACAUCCAAUGGAUUUGUCAACAAUUAAAAAGAAGUUGGAUCGUAAAGAAUAUGCGACUCCACAUGAGUUUGCUGAAGAUAUCAGAUUGGUUGGUUUUGAUUUUUCCUUGGGAUUAAUUUAAAUCCUUUUUUUUUCAGAUUGCCAAAAACUGUUCAGUGUAUAAUGCUCCAAAUACAGAUGUUUAUGUUCACGGCGUUGAUUUCUUGAAAUUAUUCGAGGGUAAAUUUCGCGAUUGCCCAGCUGAAGAUGAUUAUCUCGAUAUGAUUCCACUCACUGUUCAAACUGAUUUGAAUGACGAUGAAAAAUUGAACAGCGUUCUAUCGAUGAUUAAAACUGAGCAGAAGAAAGCCUCGGAAAGAGUUGACCAAUUGCGUGCACUUCACGAGAAAAUGUAUGAAACGCUUCUUCAUCGACGUGAAGCAAAAUUGAACGGAACAACCCCGCCAAUUGUCGACAAUGCUGUUUUGAUUCAAAUGGAACGUUUGGGAAUUCCAAGCGCUGCGUAUUCGUCAAAUGAUGUGAGUGACAUUGUUUUUCGGAAGAUUUUGAAAUUAAAUCUUUUUGUUUUCAGACAUCUGGUGAUGAUAUGAUAUCACCAACAACUUCGGUUCGUUCGUCUUCUCGUGCGCCAGUUCCCAAAGUUUUUGAUGAUGUUAAGAUGGAAGUUUAUACACCAAAACCAGCUCCAGUUAAAAAGAGGUAUUUUUUUUGUGAAGCCCACUUCCGAUUUUUUAAAACAAAAACUUUCAGCGUCAGCCGUCCAUCAGUCACUCUUUCUGCUGAAGUUGUCCCCGUCGAACCGCCAAAACUCCCCGAUGGAACUGUUCGCAGAGGUCGCCGCCCAGGAUCAAAGAACAAGCCGAAGAAUCUAGCUCCAAAGAAAAUCUACGAGUUUGAUUCGGAAGACGAUUCGGUCAACCAACCAAUGUCAUACAACGAGAAAGUUGAUCUUUCUGCCAAAAUUAGCCGUCUUGAGAUAAAUCAAGUCAGCGAAGUUGUCAAAAUCAUUGAUGCUCGUAAAGCAAAAACCAACACUGAAAUGGCUUGGAAUGAAGAGAUGGAGAUUGAUUUUGAGCAAUUGGAUAAUGUUACACUUCGUGAACUCGAAGCAUAUGUUAAUGCUGAGUUGAAUUGUCAGAAGAAGCCCAAGAAAUUGAUGCGUGAGUUUAUUUUUUACAUUUGUAUUUCAAAAUUUACCUCCAGAGGAACUUUGGUAAACUUUCUCCAGGAGAAAACAUCCUUGAUUGUUUCAAAGUUAGUCUAACUCUUUAUGUCCCUAGCCUCCCUCAAAUAUUUUUAAACAAUAUUCAAUUUUCAGCUAUCAAGAACCCGGCUGAAGCUGAAAGAAAGAAGCAAGAAAUUCAAGCGGAAUUGCAAGAAUUGAAUGCUCCAAUCCCAACAUUGAAUGAUAUUGGAAAAAUCUCGGCAAAAUCGUCUGCUCCAGUACCACCCAUCAAAAAACCACGUCUUGUAUGCUCUGAAAGUUCAAGCUCCGGAUCGGAUUCCAGUUCAUCAUCUUCAAGUGAUUCAUCUGAUUCUGAAGGUUAGGAUUGUGAACGUUGUAUAUAUAUAUAUAUAUCCAAAAAAUAAUACCCGUGAAUAACCGUCUUUUUGUUUGUCUUCAAAUCAAAGUUGUCCUAAAUUCUCUGUAAAGCACACGUAAACUGAACUGAACUGAAAAUUGCAAUUUCAAAUACCUCAAAUCUUAUCUCCGAUCUUCUACAAAUUUUUUACAAAAGCAUCUGACUUUAAUUGCAAAAAAAAAAUACAAAAUUACCUCUGAUAAUCAUACUUAAUUGAUUUUAAAAUUAUUUUAUUUAUAUCAAAUGCAAUUAUCUUUGUUGCAUGCAUUUUUAUGAAAGAUAAUCUUUCAUUUUUUUACGUUUUUUGAUCUCUAUUUACCCCCCACAUUUAUACGUGUCAUCUGACCGAUGUAUUGUUUCAUAAAAUGAUUCUUUUUCUACAUACAAAAUGAUUUUUUGAUAGGAAAUUUGGCAGGUUUUUGGAAAAGGAGGGCUUUCAGAAUCUUAGACUUUCUUAAAAAUCUCUUCUCUGAAUCCCUCUCACUCACUCUCUCAGAUAUUCCACCACAAAAGUUGAUGUUAUUAUAUUUUUUAGUAAUAAAUUUUUCCAUGCAGGUCCAAGAUUGGAUGAAUUGACAUCGCGUAAGAAGACACCGUUGCCAAAUCGAAUGAAAAAGAAGGAGCCAACUCCAGUCCCAAACCCUCUUGUUGAAGAGCCACCAAAGAAGAAAGUUGAACCACCACCGAAGAAACAAGUUGAACCACCAAAGAAGAAAUCAGUUUCACCGGUUGCCACUAUUUCGAGACCAGCUUCGGUCAGAUCUGUGACACGUGAAUCAACGCCGAUGAAUAUGAGAAGAUCGAAAUCUCGUACUGCAUCGCCGAAACCUGAAUGUGAGUUUGAAUUUGAAUCCAAUUUCGAAGCCUCCCCACAACUUGAAAUCUCAAAAAAAAAAAUUUCAAUUUCAGCGCAAGACAACUCACCAGCUGACAUUCUCGCUCGCUCCUAUGUCCACCCCAAAGGUCAUGCGAAAAUUGAGAAUAUGCCAGUGAUUCAUCCAACUUUUGACGCCUCAAUCUCGAUUCUCGAUCAAAUUCUUCCCGAAAAUCUCAAUUUGGACGCUGAAAAAAUGAAGCGUCAACGAGAGAAGGAGCGUCGUGAAAAGGAGGCGAGAGAGGCUGAAAUUGCUCAACAACGACGCAUUGAACACAAUAAAAAACAACAGGAGAAGGAUGAGCAAGAAGAGCAAUUGAUGUUGUUGCGUCAAGCUGAAGUGAGUUUUGAGAUCAGAAAAGAUCUUCUCCGAAGUUAAAUCAAUCGAAUUCUCAAUUUUCCAGGCUCGCCGUAAACGUCAACUUGAAUUGGCUGACACAGUUGGUGUAAAUGAGCAACAAGAGAUGAUGUUCAACUUUGAAACCAACUUCUAA